AGCGCGCAACGUGUUUGCAGCUGCAAUGCAUCGUCGAUGAUUUUCGAAGGAUGCAAGACCCGUGACCCAUCGUUCUUACCGCAGCCUUGUUGCGUUUGUCUAUCCCAGGAACUCGCGUAACAUGUUGCUCAGUGACGACCGAUGACGUACCCAUGACCGCCGCGGGACGAUACACGCGGCCAAACAAGCUGUAGACAAUGGGUGAAAGAGCUGCGCAUGCGUUGCAUUGACCCUAGACCGUUGAACUUUAUCACCUCCUCAUAUUGAUACUAAAUAACUAGAUUAGCUGCCUCGAAGACCCUUAGCACACGUGGCAUAAUCCACGGCUGAAGCACCAUGCAAGCACGACAGGAGCCCAUUCUCGUCGACGAGUUCGAGGUUGGACUCGACCGAGCCAAAAUCACGAAAUCUGCGCAGAUCCAGCUACCCGAAUCGCACGAUUCACAGAACCACAGCGCGGACAUUGAUGUAGAGCCAGACAGUCCGUCCUCAUCCUCUCACAAUGUUGUUGAGUCGAUCAAGCUGAAGAAGCACAAAGCUGGGGUCAAGAUCAGGAAGACGCUGCAUAUUGGGAGAGCCUCGGACGAUUUUGACCUGACCACAACAGCCAUCGCAGGAGGCAACGAGGAGGCAUCAGGAUCACGAUAUGUAACCGACCCGCCAGAGCCAGACAAGGCUACGUUCAAGGACUUCGUCCACAACCCUGUCGACACUGUCAAAGCGAAGGUGUCGGAGCACGGUAACCAGCAGGUCGCAGGACAGAUUAUAACGAAAGAGGUUCCCCAUGGCGACGAGGUUGACCUGAUCCACGCUUCAGAGGCAGUUGAGACCGCAAAGAACGAUGCACAGCGGCUACUUGCAAUCCAAGAUCUCUCUAAGUUGAUGAAGGAGCGCCAAGCGACUUAUGCGCGCUGGACUCUUGAUCGCCAUGUAACAAAGGUCAGGCUGCUGCCACGAGAUCAGAUACGGUUAAAGCCAAGGUCAGAUUUCGAGAAAUACAACCCGCAAGAGGGUUUGGUCAUCGACUGGAAAGCAUAUGGACAGCAUUUGCUUGUGUACUACGCGCAACAGUACGGAGGGCAGUACAUCGGAUACGGUUCCGAUCCACCAGCACCGUCAAAGCAAACCAUCAUGCCAAACAUCGAGCGCCUUUUGAUCGCUUCCUCUCCACUUCAAGAAUUCAUCAUGACAUCGCGAAGAGUUUACCGGUGGGAGCACCCUCCCACGACGACCAAGUACCUAUUGAUAUAUUCCGCUCUCUGGUAUUUCAAUAUGUUACUUCCAGGCUGCCUCGCUGCAUUUGUCUACCUUGUUGCCGAACGUCGCGCUCACGGCAACACUCUACAAGACUUGCGCGAAGAUAUCGAACAUCGAGAGAACCAACAUGUGACUGCCUUGUCUCUGACAGAGCUGAUCGUGAAGGAAGGUGACGAGAACUGGUCCGAUGACCUCCUCGAGGGCCUGGGCCCGUGGCUCAUGGUUCAGCUAGCGGACUUGGCCAACUUCUUCGAGAGCAUGCGCAAUUUUUACGAAUGGCGCGUUCCUCAUCGAACAAUGCGUACUCUGAUCGUUCUUGGUGUUACUACGCUCGUCACUGCGCUGAUCCCUAUGUGGUUGUUGGUGAAGAUCAUGACAUUCGCCAUGGGUGUCACGUACUUCGCUCUUUACCCGAUUGCCGUCAACUUCCCCGAGUACAGGCUCUUGGUGUCGCCUACCAAACGCUUGCUAUGGAAUAUCCCAACACAUGCGGAGUGGGCCAUCAAAUACAUACAAGCCGAAGGAACUCGCCUCGCCCAAGCAUCGACGCCUGUGGCACCUGGACUUGCAACGCUUUCUCCUACGUUCGACCCGGCCCAUGACUACAACAGCUACACUGCGCAUCAGGAUAAAACCACAGGCCGCCUCAUCGUGAGCGCUGGAGGAGUCCGAUUCGUUUCAAACCUUGGACACAAUGUCUUGUGGUCUCUUAGAUAUGAUGAACUCCAGAAGUUCGAGAAGGAGGACCGCAUUGUGCAGAAAAAUAUUCCAAGCAAGUUGCAGAGGGACUCGGGCCAGGAUCUGAAGAUUGGCGGCAGAGAUGGCAGGGAGUACUUGCUCAAGCAGGUGGAUAAGCGUGACGAGGCAUUCUCCCAGAUCGUUGGCUUCUCGAACAUUGAAUGGCAAGUCGUUUGGUAAGGCACUGGAUGUUAUCUUCCGUCGCGGUGUGCCUGAAUAGGACUGUACCUUGAAGAUCCACAAUUCGCUCUUGGCUUGCCCGACUCCUUGCUUCUUAUGGUUACACUAUCUCCGAUAUCGUUGGCCGGCAGCAAUUACCUAUGUCAAGCACCGAUAAGACUUGCACCUGGAUGCUUGGUCACGCCAGGCUCUCAAGCGCUUUUACAAUGCGUGCGCCUCGAAAUUGUCACACUUGCUUGACGCAUAUGCUCGGUGGACCUUCGAGAGGACACGAUAUCAUGGCGAGCCCUUUUCCUGGACAUGAAGCCGCCCACGAAGCCGAGCAUCAUGAUUGCGAAG
Messenger RNA from Macroventuria anomochaeta, 2514 nucleotides. RefSeq lists its product as uncharacterized. The transcript has 5 exons. The record is from RefSeq and is a predicted model, not a curated record. Bases 337 to 2175 code for a protein of 612 amino acids. Lineage: Eukaryota; Fungi; Ascomycota; Dothideomycetes; Pleosporales; Didymellaceae. Gene Ontology annotation, biological process: apoptotic process; negative regulation of toll-like receptor 9 signaling pathway.